This is a messenger RNA of Physcomitrium patens, 1312 nucleotides long. Its product is annotated as UPF0548 protein At2g17695. Lineage: Eukaryota; Viridiplantae; Streptophyta; Bryopsida; Funariales; Funariaceae. The record is from RefSeq and is a predicted model, not a curated record.
GGGCUACACCAGGGUAUGCACCGGGUAUGCAUCCAUCGUCAUUCUGCGCAGCGUCAGUUUAAGAGGCUUGCGCCGAGCGAGCGAGCGUUGCAAAGCAAAUAUGUUGCUGCGAAGCUCGGAUUGUGGGAGUCCACUGACAAAAUUAGAAUCCUGAAGAAUCUCGAGGUGGGAGAGGGUUACGCAUUGCCGCAGUUAAGGAUGCUGUUCUUGUCGUGGCAUCGGCCUUCGCGAAAGGACCAAGCAGCAUGUCUAAAUAGCUGCAAAGAUGGUGAAUUCAACUAUGACGCCAAAUACAAGGGCGCCACUCAGAAGUCACCAUUCUCCGGGGAACGUGCCAACGACCUCAAGAGAGACGGCUUUGUAACCAACCACGCGAGCGUGAAGCUUGGGUCUGGGAAGGAUGUCUUCUUGGAUGGGAAGAAGGCACUCCAAAACUGGAGGCAUUUCCAGCUACCGUGGGCAUUUGUGGACGCAAGCACUCCUAUCUUGGAAGGAACCAAGGUCUGCGUGUGCGCGCAUGAGCUUGUGGCAUGGAUCAUGAACCCGCUUCAAGUCCUGUACGUUGAUGCCAAGGAGCCACCGAAAUUCCCAUCGCGCGUCGAUCAAAACAACCAUCAGCAACAAGCAGCCUUUGCCUUCGGCAGCGGGACACUUCGUGGUCACAUGCUGGCCGGAGAAGAGAAGUUUGCAGUGGAGUGGCGGGAGGAUGAUUCAGUCUGGUACGAGAUUUCCUCGUUUGCUAAGCCAGCGAACUUCUUGUCAUUUGCCGGGUACCCCGUUGCUCGACUCCAGCAGAAGAUGUUCGCCAAGCAAUCCUUGGCUGCGAUGGAGCGUGCAGUCAGACAGGGUUCAGUUGAUAUACAUUCUCAAAGCGCAUUUUCCGCUCUGCAUCACCGGCACCCAUGUACCUAGCACUACAAAUAUCAUAAAUCACAGGAGUGGCGAGUCUUCCACAGAUGUGCCCUUGCGGAAGUCGUGCCUAAAGUUCUGGCACGUACAUCGGUAAAAAGCAAUCCUACCUGCAAUUCAACCCAUUGAGCAAGCACAGUUAGUACAUAACAACAAUCUUCGUCCCUCUCAUAUAAGCAUGGAUGUAAGCAAAGAAGAAAGUGAAAUCUGCACCUAACUCAUAACCCUUGAAAGACUGUAGGUAGUUAUAGCAUGGACAAGAGUAACCCAGCUUCUAAGUAAUCUUUACAAUCAUCAGUAAGUGCGAACGCAUCACCUACACAUGAAGUUCACGAACUUCAGAGGAAUGCUGUCACUCACACAUCUUCGUACCGAAAUCCACACCUUAUUUCUGUGAAGGUCA